CUGAGGACUGGAACGGGACACGGGCAGAGGAAGCAGCUGCUGAUAAAGGUCUUUCACACCCAUGUGGGAUGUUCACCUCCAGUCUUAGAUAUGAUGACCAUGAUGAUGAUGAUGGUGGCCAUGAUGGUCACCUGCAGCUCUCUGUUACUGCUGGGGCUCGCUGCUGCUCACGCCACCUCGAGCACCGUGAGCCGCUCUUCUUCUUCCUCAUCUUCAUCAACUUCCUCCUCGUCCUCACCCUCAUCUUCCUCGCCACGCAUGAAGCUGUCAUACAAAGAAUUACAGCAGUUCCAUGGAGUCCGGCGGUUCGAGCUGGAGCGGUCCUGCUGCUUCAGCGCUCUGCUGCUGGAUGAAGAACGGGGCCGACUCUUUGUGGGGGCCAAGAACUUCCUGCUGUCACUCUCACUGGACAACAUUGCUAAACAAGAACAGAAGAUCUACUGGCCUGCACCUGUUGACUGGAGAGAGGAAUGUAACUGGGCCGGCAAAGACAUCACUUCUGAUUGCGUGAACUAUGUGAAAAUUGUUCACCACUAUAACCGCACCCACCUGUAUGCCUGUGGAACGGGGGCCUUCCACCCCACCUGUGCAUUUGUGGAGGUGGGACACAGGAUGGAGGACCAUGUGUUCAGGAUCGAUCCCUCGAAGGUGGAGGAAGGGAAAGGGAAGAGUCCAUAUGAUCCCCGGCACAAUGCUGCAUCUGUUCUCAUCGGUGAUGAGCUCUAUGCCGGCGUGGCCACAGACUUAAUGGGACGGGACUUCACCAUCUUCAGGAGUUUAGGAAAACGCCCUUCUAUACGUACAGAACAACAUGAUUCCCGCUGGCUGAACGAACCAAAGUUUGUUGGUUCUUUUUGGGUCCCUGAAAGUGAAAAUCCUGACGACGACAAAAUCUUCUUCUUCUUCCGGGAGACGGCAGUUGAGGCUCAGGGUUUGGGAAAGUCCACCUACUCUCGUAUUGGACAGUUGUGCCGGAAUGACAUGGGUGGUCAGCGAAGUCUGGUGAAUAAGUGGACGACGUUCCUGAAGACCCGUCUGAUUUGCUCAGUGCCAGGAGCUGAUGGCAGUGACACAUACUUUGAUGAGCUGCGCGACGUGUUCCUGCUGCAGACAAGGGACAGAAAGAACCCCCUGGUCUACACAGUCUUCUCCACUUCCAGCAGUGUAUUUAAGGGCUCAGCUGUGUGUCUUUACUCCAUGAAUGACAUCCGGAGAGCCUUCCUGGGGCCUUUUGCCCACAAAGAGGGGCCCAACUACCAGUGGGUCCCCUUCCAGGGGAAAGUGCCCUAUCCCCGCCCAGGAAUGUGCCCCAGCAAGACGUUUGGCAGCUUCGAGUCCACAAAGGGUUUCCCAGAUGAUGUGAUCCAGUUUGCCCGUCACCACCCACUGAUGUACAACCCCGUUUACCCCAUGAGCAGACGGCCCAUCUUCGUCAGAACCAACAUGGAUUACAGCUUCACACAGAUCGCUGUGGACAGGGUCAACGCUGCUGAUGGACAGUAUGAUGUCAUGUUCAUCGGCACAGACAAAGGGACGGUACUAAAGGUGAUAAAUGUUCCCAAGGAGAGCUGGAACAACAUGGAGGAACUUUUACUGGAAGAACUGGAGGUCUUCAAAGAUGCCUCAUCUAUCAUCAACAUGCAGAUCUCCUCUAAACGGCAACAGCUGUAUGUGGGCUCUGACACAGGGAUUGCCCAAGUUCCCCUGCACCGCUGCAGUGUGUACGGGAAGGCCUGCGCCGAGUGCUGCCUGGCCCGGGACCCGUACUGCGCCUGGGACGGCACAUCGUGUACCCGCUACCUCCCAAACACAAAAAGACGUUUCCGGCGCCAGGACGUACGGAACGGAGAUCCCAACACCCUUUGCUCUGGAGACCACCACAAGCACCGUGUUGCUGAGAGAAAACUGUACGGAGUUGAGGGAAGCAGUACUUUCUUGGAGUGUAUCCCAAAAUCUCUUCAGGCCAGAGUCACCUGGACCUUCCAGAAACAUCCACAGAACCCUCGAGAAGAGGUACGUCUAGAUGAACGUGUCCUCCAGACAGACAGGGGCCUACUAAUUCGUCGUGUCCUAAAGAGAGAUAUUGGCGUCUAUCAGUGUCAUGCUAUGGAGCACGGCUUUACCCAAACGUUACUUGGUAUCACCUUGGAAGUUGUACCCUCAACAUCUUCUGCCAUAUCCAAUCUUCCUUCCGACGCUCCUGUCCGAUUAGAUCCCCGCAGUGGAGGAGGUUCCUCGAUGACCAAUCAAAAGCUCUGGUACAGGGAUUUCAUGCAGCUUGUGGACCAUCCCAACCUGAGCACGGUGGACCAAAUUUGUGAGCAAGUUUGGGCACGCAAGAACGCUGGCGCUGAGGCAGCAAAUAAGGGUUUCCCCGCUCCAGGGAAAGAUAUCCCACCUGCGGGACCCGCUGUCCGUCCAGCCAAUAAAAAGUGGAAGCAUCUCCAGGAGAUCAGGAAGGGGAGAAACCGCAGGACCCACGACGGGAAACCGAACCCUCGGGCACCACGUAGUGCGGGGGAGUAAAGAAGCAGAGGAAGAGAUGGAGGGAGAAAAAGAUUGACUGAUACAAGAGGGAAGGGUGUGAAAGAAAGAGACCAAGAGAUGAAAAACUCAUGGAGGUGUUCACACAUUCAAAUACACAUACCGACGCACAUGCACACACACACACAUGCACACACACUCACUCUCACACAGCACCUACCGGCUGUGUAUAUUUAUCUAUGGAUGCCCUUAGUAUAUGGUACACUAUUCCCUGAGCCCUCAUCCUUCUGACCAGCCCCCGCAUGUGCUGCCUUACUGCCCAAAUUGAUUCUGCAUGAUCCCUUUACACAAUUUCUGGCAAAGCCAUGAACCAGCAGAAGAAAACCCACCAUUAUCUGCAGGCAAUAACUGACACUCACCCAUGGUUCCUUGUGCCACUGACUUUAUUUGGAAGAUGUGUUCACAAAAGUUGAGCAAUUACAAGCGAAACACACAUUUCAU
This is a messenger RNA of Menidia menidia (Atlantic silverside), 2985 nucleotides long. The record is from the annotation of a GenBank genome assembly. NCBI's taxonomy places the organism in Eukaryota, Metazoa, Chordata, Actinopteri, Atheriniformes, Atherinopsidae.